AUGGCGCUUCUUGCCGAAGCUGGCGCAUUUGCUUUGGGUGCUGCGCCGCCAGUGUUGCCCAGUGCCAGGCUCACCUCUGCACCUCCUCGGUCAGUCCAUGAGACCACCGAGCGAGGUUCGUCCGGGGCUUUGGCAGCGGCAGCAGCUCUCGUUGCUACCGGAGUAGCGGUGAAGAGGCGGCCCGCAGAAGCGCGCGCAGCUGCCGUGGCGAUGAAGGUGGAGGCAACAGCGCUGACACGAAAAGUCGGGUCCGCCGUCUUGUCCCUGGGCCUGCUCAAGGUUGUGGCUUCGCGGAUUCAUGAAUGGUUUGAGACGCCAAAGCGGCCCUAUGGCGAUGGAUCCGUGGGCAGCGCCUACGAUGACUGGACCAGAGAAGGUGUCUUGGAGCACUACUGGGGGGAGCACAUCCACAUGGGCUCCUACACUCCGAUGGAGAAGCAGAGUGGCUACCGCAAGAAGGAUCCCUUCUUCCUCGCACUCUUCCGGGCGACCUUCGGCCGGCUCAAGAACUUCAAGGAGGCAAAGAUAGACUUCACGAACGAAAUGAUCGACUGGAGCCGUGCGACAGCACCGAAGAAGAUCUUGGACGUAGGCUGCGGCAUCGGUGGCUCCUCCAGGAUCCUCGGCAAGCGGUUCCCAGACGCCGAGGUCCUCGGUAUCACGCUGUCGCCACAGCAGGCCGAGCGGGCUGGAAAACUUGCAAAGGAGCAAGGGCUCACCAACGUCCGAUUCCAGGUGAUGGACGCACUGAACAUGGAGUUCGAAGACAACACCUUCGACAUGGUUUGGGCCUGCGAGUCGGGUGAGCACAUGCCAGACAAGAAGAGGUACGUCGAGGAGAUGUCUCGCGUUCUUGCGCCAAAGGGCAACAUGGUGGUGGCCACGUGGUGUGAGAGGGAUCCGGUUCCCAUGUUCACGGCCGAAGAGAGGAAGACCCUGAACUUCCUCUACGCGGAGUGGACCCACCCGUAUUUCAUCUCCCUCAACAAGUACAAGGAGUAUAUGGAAGGAACAGAGCUGCUGGAGCAGGUCGACACAGCAGAUUGGACAGAGCAGACGCUGCCAGCGUGGCGCCACUCCGUGUGGGUCGGGGUCUGGUCGCCAUGGUACUGGCUGAAGGUCACUUUCAGGAAGGGCCCCGGUGCCUUUGUGGGAUUCCUGCGCGAGGUCUACACCUUGGAGAAAUUCCACAAGUCGAUGGUGAGUGGCCUCAUGGUCUACGGCAUGAUGCGCGCCGUGAAGAAGUAG
Molecule: messenger RNA, 1248 nt
Organism: Symbiodinium sp. CCMP2592
Lineage: Eukaryota; Dinophyceae; Suessiales; Symbiodiniaceae
Source: the annotation of a GenBank genome assembly